CCAACAGGGAAGAGCUUCUCCUGUACUGAGUGCAGGAAGAGGUUCCAUUCAAAAUACAAACUUAAUGUGCAUAAAAGAUCUCACACAGCUGAGAAGCCAUAUUCCUGUCCUGAGUGCGGGAAAUGUUUUGUAAAAAAAUCAGAUCUUGUUACACAUCAGAGAUCUCACACAGGGGAAAAGCCAUAUUCCUGUCCUGAGUGCGGGAAAUGUUUUUCAGUGAAGUCCCAUCUUUACAGACAUCAGAGAUUACACACGGGGGAAAAGCCUUAUUCCUGUCCUGAGUGUGGGAAAUGUUUUUUAUAUAAAUCAGGACUUGUCAGACAUCAAAGGUUUCACACUGGGGAAAAGCCUUAUUCCUGUCCUGAGUGUGGGAAAUAUUUUUCCCUGAAGUCCAGUCUUUCCAAACAUCAGAGCUCUCAUUCGGGGGAGAAGCCGUAUUCCUGUCCUGAGUGUGGAUCAAAUCUUCUUACCCAUCAGAGAUCUCACACGGGGGAGAAACCUCAUUGCUGUCCUGAGUGUGGGAAAUGUUUUUCAGCGAAGUCCAACCUUUACAGCCAUCGGAGAUCUCACACGGGGGAGAAGCCAUAUUCCUGUUCUGAGUGUGGUAAAUGUUAUGUACAUAAUUCAGGACUUGUCAAACAUCAAAGGUUUCACAGGGGGAAAAAAAUCCGUAUUCUUGUCAUGAGUGUGGGAAAUGUUUUUCAUUGA
Staurois parvus is the source of this 708-nucleotide messenger RNA. Lineage: Eukaryota; Metazoa; Chordata; Amphibia; Anura; Ranidae. The record is from the annotation of a GenBank genome assembly.